This is a messenger RNA of Colletotrichum chrysophilum, 1230 nucleotides long. RefSeq lists its product as uncharacterized. Bases 1 to 1230 code for a protein of 409 amino acids. The transcript has 3 exons. The record is from RefSeq and is a predicted model, not a curated record. Gene Ontology annotation, molecular function: acyltransferase activity. NCBI's taxonomy places the organism in Eukaryota, Fungi, Ascomycota, Sordariomycetes, Glomerellales, Glomerellaceae. Gene Ontology annotation, cellular component: endomembrane system.
AUGGCGACCGACGUACACAAGAAGGCAGACGAGGCGGUGCCAGCUCCAGGUCCAAAUGCUGGCUUGCUCAGGAAACCAAGUGACGCACAUCCGGCCGGUCGUAUCAAGCAUAACAAGCUGAUGCAAAUCCUCCGCGGUGUCUCCUUCGCCGUCUAUUUCGCAGCAUGCUGCGCAAGUAUCUUUAUCACCCAGCUGAUGGGCUGCGGCCUCUACCUGGUCAACCGCGAGCUCUACUACGCCUACAUGGCCCUGACGAAACAAUCCUUCGCCCUGACCACGACCGCGAUGACGCACAUCUGGGGCCCCACGAAGAUCCGGAUAAGCGGCGAUGCAUCGGUAGCGGGGCAAAUACGGCAGACACCCGGCGGCGGCGUUGAGUUCGACUUCCCCGAGCGCUUGAUCCUGAUCGCGAACCACCAGAUCUACACGGACUGGCUAUACCUCUGGUGGGUGGCGUAUGCCAACGAGCCAGGCAUGCAUGGGCACAUCUACAUCAUCUUGAAGGAGUCGCUCAAGUACAUUCCCCUCGUCGGCUGGGGCAUGAUGUUCUACGGCUUCAUCUUCAUGUCGCGCAAGAUGUCCACCGACCAGCCGCGCCUGGCGCAUCGCCUUGGCAAGCUGAAGAUGGAGCACACUACUCCCAGUGGCAAGAAGCACCGCGACCCGAUGUGGCUGCUUCUCUUCCCCGAGGGCACAAAUUUGUCAGGCAACGGCCGCAGGAAGUCAGCGGCAUGGGCGGAGCAGACGGGCCUGAAGGACCCUGAGCACCUACUGCUCCCACGCAGCACCGGAAUGUACUUUUGCCUGAAGGAGUUGAAGGGGACUCUGGAUUACGUCUAUGACUGCACUGUCGCAUACGAAGGCGUCCCUCGUGGCAAGUACGGCGAGUCCUACUUCACCCUCGCGAGCACCUACUUCCAGGGCCGCCCCCCGAAAUCGGUCAACUUCCACUGGCGCCGCUUCCGCGUCGCCGACAUGCCCCUUCACGACCAGAAGGAGUUCGACGCCUGGGUGCGCGAGAGGUGGUACGAGAAGGACGCCCUGAUGGAGGAGUACCUCGUCAACGGCCGCUUUCCACCAAGUGAGGACAACAAGAAGGGAUACAUCGAGACGGAGGUCCGCCUGAAGCACUGGUGGGAGCUGUCCCAAGUUUUUGUUGUUGUAGGAGCCGCCGGGCUCAUUUUUAGGAUGUUCAUCAACACGAUGCAGCGCUGGGCGGCGGCCUUCUAG